CCGUCCGGGCGGGCCGAAGAAGCUCGCGCUCUCCCAGAAUCCUCCGCGGCCCCGGAAGCCUUCCGGCCUGCGCGGUGUGGGAGUCGCAGCGGCGCCGUCCGAGGCCUUCGCUUUUCUGCCCGGGCCGGUUCUGUGGCGGGCGGCCAUGCCGACCGGGGACUACGACUCCAAGCCCAGCUGGGCAGACCAAGUGGAAGAAGAAGGAGGAGAUGAUGCCGAAGCAGCUUUGUUUCCCCACGCAGAGAAAUGCGUCACCAGCGAACUGCUGAAGGACAUCCCCCUGACUGAGGUGGUGAGCGUCGAGCGCGUCGCUGAGCCGGAGCUGGUGAAAGGAGAACCCCUCCCGUCACCCAAGGAACUUAUCAAUGGCAACAUCAAAACGGUGACCGAGUACAAGGAAGAGGAGGACGGCAGCAAGGUGAAAAUCAUUCGCACUUUUCGGAUCGAGACCCGGAAGGCGUCCAAGGCUGUGGCGAGGCGAAAGAACUGGAAGAAGUUUGGCAACUCAGAAUUCGAUGCUCCUGGCCCAAAUGUGGCUACAACCACUGUCAGCGAUGAUGUCUUCAUGACUUUCAUUACCAGCAAGGAGGACCUGAACUGCCAAGAGGAGGAAGAUCCCAUGAACAAGCUGAAAGGGGGCAAGAUCGUCUCCUGCCGUAUCUGCAAGGGCGACCACUGGACCACUCGCUGCCCUUACAAGGACACGCUGGGGCCCAUGCAGAAGGAGCUGGCUGAACAGCUGGGCCUCUCAACAGGCGAGAAGGAAAAACUGCCAGGAGAACCAGAGCCUGUGCAAGCCCAGCAGAGCAAGACUGGGAAAUAUGUGCCUCCUAGCCUGAGAGACGGAGCCAGCCGCAGAGGGGAGUCAAUGCAGCCCAACCGGAGAGCCGAUGAUAAUGCCACCAUCCGGGUUACCAACCUGUCUGAGGACACCAGAGAGACUGACCUGCAGGAGCUCUUCCGCCCUUUUGGGUCCAUCUCCCGGAUCUAUUUGGCCAAGGACAAGACCACCGGCCAGUCCAAGGGCUUUGCCUUCAUCAGCUUCCACCGCCGCGAGGAUGCUGCCAGGGCUAUUGCAGGGGUGUCCGGUUUCGGCUACGAUCACUUGAUCCUCAAUGUGGAAUGGGCCAAGCCUUCCACCAACUGAGACUUGCUGCCUGGCACCAUUCCCUGGAAACGGCCUUCUUCAGUUUUAACCACAGUUGUCAGUCACCAAUAAAAGGUUCGGUUCACUCUG
Molecule: messenger RNA, 1237 nt
Organism: Sphaerodactylus townsendi
Lineage: Eukaryota; Metazoa; Chordata; Lepidosauria; Squamata; Sphaerodactylidae
Gene: EIF3G
Product: eukaryotic translation initiation factor 3 subunit G
Exons: 11
Coding region: 146-1147 (333 amino acids)
Cellular component (GO): eukaryotic translation initiation factor 3 complex; cytoplasm
Molecular function (GO): RNA binding; translation initiation factor activity
Source: RefSeq, a predicted model, not a curated record